Messenger RNA from Cydia pomonella (codling moth), 3227 nucleotides. Its product is annotated as zinc finger and SCAN domain-containing protein 12-like. The record is from RefSeq and is a predicted model, not a curated record. Lineage: Eukaryota; Metazoa; Arthropoda; Insecta; Lepidoptera; Tortricidae. The transcript has 2 exons. The coding region runs from base 934 to 2721 and encodes 595 amino acids. Gene Ontology annotation, biological process: regulation of DNA-templated transcription. Gene Ontology annotation, molecular function: DNA-binding transcription factor activity, RNA polymerase II-specific; zinc ion binding; RNA polymerase II cis-regulatory region sequence-specific DNA binding. Gene Ontology annotation, cellular component: nucleus.
AGUAAAGUUGCCAGAGCUCAACGAGGGGGGGGGGGGUUAGGGUCGGCAACGCGCAUGUAACUCCUCUGGAGUUGCAGGCGUACAUAGGCUACGGAGACUGCUUACCAUCAGGCGGGCCAUAUGCUUGUUUGCCACCGACGUAGUAUAAAAAAAAACUUACGGCUACGCCUUGCACUUUAAAAUGGAUUAGCAACUAUAAUUACUAUAAUUUAAUCUAUAUUUCUUAUGAAAUCUCACAAAAAACGACCGCCCGCUAUCGACACUCUACCGCCAAUCCAAAACCCUUUGGCAAUCGAAUAGGGUUGGUACUAACUGUAAAUUUGUCAAAGCUUUGCAUAGAUGGCGCCAGCACAAGUUUUCCCUGAUUUUUUUUUGUUUUGUUCUUGAGAUUUGGCUAGAAAUUACCAGGAAAACCUAUGGUGGCGCCAUCUGUAAAAUACUUCAACCGGCCAACCCCAUUGUAUUGCACUCCGACCAAGGUCAGAGUGACCUUUUUCUACGGAAACACGUUUGUCAGGUAAAAGGGCGCGAAUCAAAAAAAUUCUAUGGCACGGUAAUUUAAAAAAUGUAGGCGCCAACCUUUUUUAAAUUUGCCGCUAUUUUCUGCUGAAGGAAAUGACUUGACAGACUAUAAUGUGAGAAUUUAUUUAUUAUUUUUUAUUAUUUAUGAAUGCACAGGCAGCUUAUAGCUGAUACUUGCACAUCAAUGUCCUGCACUUGUGUUUUGUCCAUUUAUAAAAUGUUUGAUGAUUGAUGAUAUUUGUUGAAUGGGUUGAAUGAUUAUCAAAACUUAGUCUGUUUUCCGAACGUAAACCAAAUGUCAAUGACCUGACAUUUUACUUGCUUUAUCUUAUCUGUACAAAAUCUUGUUUCGUAAAUUCCAAGCGACUUCGCUAUUUUGUUAUUAUUGGAAGGAAAUAAUGUCUCACUGUGAUGGAUAGGACUGAAUCAAACUACUGCCGCUUCUGUGCGGAGCCCAGGGAUGAAGACAAGCUCUUCGAUCUUAAAAUGGAUAUUGAAGCCACUGUCUCUAAAUUGACAUUCCUCAACGCAAUGUAUGUUGAUAUAUCCGACAACACACUGCCUAAAACGAUAUGUUUUGUAUGCUACAACUCUCUAAAUCAUGCAUACGAUUUCUUAAACAAAGUUAAACAAGCACAAGACGUCAUUUUAAAUCUUUACGCAGUGAAAAAAAGCACUAGUUUUGAUCAUGGAACGGACGAUAAAGUAUCUUUUGAUGAUUUGAUUAACGAUGAUGCUGAAACACAUAUUAAGCAAGAAACUUCUGGAAUUAAAAAGCGUAAAUCAUCGACAACAGACUCAAAAGUUUCAGUUAAAAUUGAACCAAAAGAAGAACUUGAUUGCUAUGGGCCCACUGAUGACAUGAGCAGCACGGGUCGCAGUCCAAGCCCUUCAAACUUCGACGACAGCCUUAAUGUGCAAGAUAUCAUCGACGCAGCCAUGUCCGGAGGCCCCUUUACCUCUAACAUAGCUAUUUAUGCUAAAGAAAUGUCCGAUGUUAGUAAAAAAGUAAUAAAUACUUGGCAAGAAUAUCCGUGGCUGUGCGCACACUGCAACAUAGAGUUUCAGGAUAUAGCAACCCUGAGGAAGCACUCGAAGCUGGUGCAUCGCAAGUGUUCUGCGUUCACAUGUGUGGAUUGCAAGUCGUACGGACACAAGAGCUUUAACGCCUUUAUUAAUCAUGUUAUUAAACACCGGAAGAGCCUAUUAAACCAAUGCUACUAUUGCGACGCGGCCCCCGUCGAGCUGCCUCCCCACCUCGCCUCGCACUUCAAGUCUCAUCUCACCUGCCCCGCCUGCGGUGACUUCCUCAAAACCGAGGAGGCGCUGCAGCAACACCUCCUCGACUACAACUCCUCCAAGCCCAAGCGGAAACCGAGGAGAAAACGAGGCGUUCCCAUCACCAUAGCCGACCUUACCUGCAACAUAUGCGAGAAAGUCUAUAAGAACCCUAACAGUCUUCGGGACCAUAUAAAAUUACAUCGAAGUGACAGAAAAAGAGAUUACACAUGUGAUCGCUGCGGUAAAACAUUUUACAGCAAAGGUACGCUAACAUCACAUAUAAUGUCACAUGAUCAGAUCCGUCCGCACAUAUGUAGGAUAUGCAAUAAGUCAUUCUUAUUCCCUAACAUGCUUCGGAGGCAUGUGCAGAUGCACUCCGGAGUCAAACCAUAUAGUUGUGAACAGUGCGGCAGGUGUUUUAGACUUCAGUAUCAAUUGAACGCCCAUAAAAUUAUCCAUACUGAUGCUAUGCCUCAUGUAUGCCAAUACUGCAAUAAAGCAUUUAGAUUUAAGCAGAUUCUGAAGAAUCAUGAACGCCAACACACAGGCGCAAAACCAUACUCCUGUAAUCAAUGCGGAAUGGAGUUCACCAACUGGUCGAACUACAAUAAGCAUAUGAAACGCAGACACGGGACGGAUACGUCCAAAAAAAAGAUCACUCCGGAAGGUGUGUUUCCUAUUAACCCUGAAACGGGGCAGAUCCUGCAAGUACAGGACGCUGGAAUGGAUGAGUGGAAGAAUAAAAUUAUGAUACCUGCUAAAAGGGGAAAGAAAAAAGUUAUAAAAAGGGAGGAUGAUGAAAUGAGGGUACCUGCACACUUUGAGAGCGCACACACGUGCGAGAGCGUGAGGGAUGAUAGUAAGUUCUCUGGAGUACAGUUCGUUCAAAAUGCCGAUGUCAAUGAACUUGCUCCGUAACCGUACAUGCGAGAGUGAGACAAACUGACUUCUGUCUUUUUUCCUAGUGCAUUAUCAAGCGGUGGUGGCCGAGUGGAUAUGACGUUCGACUUUCAAUCCGGAGGUCGCGGGUUCAAAUCCUGGCUCGUACCAAUGAGUUUUUCGGAACUUAUGUACGAAAUAUCAUUUGAUAUUUACCACCAGCUUUUCGGUGAAGGAAAACAUCGUGAGGAAACCUGCAUACAUCUGCGAAGAAAUUCAAAGGUGUAUGUGAAGUCCCCAAUCCGCAUUGGGCUAGCGUGGGGACUAUAGCCCGAGCCCUCUCGCGCAUGAGAGGAGGCCUGUGCCCAGCAGUGGGACGUAUAUAGGCUAAAUUAUUAUAUUAUUAUUAUUAUCUAUUACACAAUGAGUUUUAUUUAAUUUGUGCUUCAGUCUAGAAAUAAUGUAUUUAAAUGACAUAGAUAAUCAAAAGAAACUCAAUCAGGGCCUGUUUCUCAAUGUCAAAGUAAAGUCCUGAAUAAGCUGCU